AUGCUUGCUCAUUCACUCACGAAGCCGGGAUUCUGCAGUUGGAGUUUACGACCGCAUACUGAGGACGUGGAUGGCUUUCCAACCGGAAUCAGCACACGUUCUCACUUUGUGCCCACCGAUUUCAGGUCCCGCGUCGAACUCUGGAGUUUGCUCAAUCAGCCCAUGGCUACCAGCGAUAAUUUUGCGAAAAUGUUUCAGGAGUUCUCGACCAGGGGUACAGCUCGGCCACGAUUCAUUAUUGACAGACAACCAUUUCGCAUGCCACCUACUUUGCACAAUCAUGGAAGUAUGGGCGGAGUUCCAGUCGAAGCGACAAGCAGAAUAGAAUUUAUCUUGGAUCAGGAGGGGGAUGGCACAAGAGUUUGA
Messenger RNA from Cercospora beticola, 366 nucleotides. NCBI's taxonomy places the organism in Eukaryota, Fungi, Ascomycota, Dothideomycetes, Mycosphaerellales, Mycosphaerellaceae. The record is from RefSeq and is a predicted model, not a curated record.